Coniophora puteana RWD-64-598 SS2 is the source of this 1680-nucleotide messenger RNA. RefSeq names its product glycoside hydrolase family 18 protein. Gene Ontology annotation, biological process: carbohydrate metabolic process. Bases 488 to 1444 code for a protein of 318 amino acids. The record is from RefSeq and is a predicted model, not a curated record. NCBI's taxonomy places the organism in Eukaryota, Fungi, Basidiomycota, Agaricomycetes, Boletales, Coniophoraceae. The transcript has 3 exons. Gene Ontology annotation, molecular function: hydrolase activity, hydrolyzing O-glycosyl compounds.
ACAUACUGGCCGACUUUAAUUGUCACUCCGCCGUGGCCAUCUAAGGAACGGCAAGAGAAGUCUAGACUGUGCAACAAAGGAUGACGAUCCCUAGGCUCCGAUCGCUAGUCUUGCACAAAGUCCCAUCUGCACCUGACGGUUUUGCUCACACGAGCCAGCGUGACAAAGUCUCUCUUUGUACGCUUACCACUCGGUUCUGCCAGAUCGUUUCUUGCGGGUGCACCAAUCCAUCUACCUGUCCAUGCGUGCUCGCGUCGUUCCACAUGCAGACCCCUAUGCACAACAUAUUGAGCUCUGAUGCACCCGCGCGGUUCCUUCAAUGACACUCAGCUUCCAGCGCACUCGGUACCGCCGUGGCGGCUUAAAAGGCGGUAGCGAAUGCGAAGGAGACCCAGCAACAGCAGCCCCGAGCUAGCAAGUCAGCGAGUCGAGCUUCGCAGAUCUUCUUCCUUUUCUUGUCCUCAGCUCAUUUAUCAUCCGGCUCACAAUGGUCUUCUUUGGCUCCUUCUCCACUCUCUUCACCGCCGUUAUCUCGGCGACAGCCGCCGUCGCUCUCCCAGUUAAGAGCACGAACAUUGCGAAGCGUGCCACGCCUGCUGCCCCCCACUUUGUCAUCUACUCCGAUAAGUGGGUUUCCGGCGAGACAGGUCCCCCGGCCGUCAGCGACAUCACAGGUUACAAUGUCUUUGCUCUUUCCUUCUGGCUCACUUCCGGUCCGGCUGACCAGGCCAUUGAAUGGACCGAGCUCGACAACGCUACCCGGGCCUCCAUUAAAUCGGACUACAACAGCGCAGGCAUUAGCCUUAUCGUGUCUGCCUUUGGCUCGACCGACGCCCCCACGAGCUCUGGCGACGACCCGACUACGACUGCCAACAACCUCGCGGCGUGGGUGAUUGAGUAUGGUCUUGAUGGUGUUGACAUCGACUACGAGGACUUCAACGCAAUAAACGCGGAGGACGGGUCUGCGGAGACGUGGCUCUCGACUUUCACCACUGCGCUGCGCGCUAAGCUCCCCGCGGGCGACUACAUCCUCACCCACGCUCCCGUCGCUCCUUGGUUCUCGACCAAGUACACCAGCGGUGCAUACCUCAAGGUGAAUGAGAACGUCGGCAGCUUGAUCGACUGGUACAACGUCCAGUUCUACAACCAGGGUACCACUGAGUACACCACCUGCGACGGCCUCCUCACUGCCUCCUCGACCACGUACCCCAACUCCGCUCUCUUCCAGAUCGCCGCCUCCGGUGUCUCACUCGACAAGCUCGUCAUCGGAAAGCCCGCCGACUCGGGCGAUGCCACCAACGGUUACAUGGAUCCCACCACCCUCGCCGGCUGCCUCGAGACCGCGAAGGGCCAGAACUGGGACGCCGGUGUGAUGGUCUGGGAGUACCCCGACGCCGCUGCUUCGUGGAUCGAGACCGUCCGGUCUGUGGCAUUCCCCGAGUAAAUCAUUUGCCCAUUUAUUCCAUCAAUUAUCGCGUCCACACGUCCUGGAGAUGUGUCGGUGCGCACAGUGUACAACUAGCAAGCAUAUAUUUAUAUGGGUUUGGAGUUCGCUGUCACUGAUUCACUGGUACAUCGGUUUCCUUGGGGUCAUGUAGUAGAGGUUAUCGGGUAUCUAUGUCUGUAGCACGACGUUUGCAAAACAAUUCCUGUUGUCCCUGUAAUUUCACAACGGUUUUG